AAGGGGAAAACUUUCAGAGAUUUUGAAGCUCAUGUCCCAUUUUGACAUUAGAGACAGACCAAAAACCAAACUUCCCUCUUCAAGGAGAACAACUCUGAGGACACAUCCUACACAGUGAAGGUCAAACCCCGAGGACAGGUGGGAUUUGUUAAGACACAUUUUUGAGAGGAGGAUGUCUCUGAAUGCAUGUUUUUAACAGAUUUCUACCCUGCUGAAAUAAAGGAUGUGCCAGAGCUAGACCGGAGCUGGAGGAGGCAGGGACUGGGCAUGCCCAGCCCGGUGGGGAGGGAGGAGAGGAGGCAGAGACACGCACGGUGAACAGUUGAGAUGUCUGACAGUAAAAUCCCGACGAGGAACUGCUCGUUUCACGGCAUCACGUCUGUUUCCACCUGACACGCCGUCCCUCCCAUCUCCUCACACGACGCGCACGGUCACGCACGGCGGAGCGGCGGGGAGGACGCGGAUAAAUGUGGACCGCAGUGGCACCGGCAGCGCGCCGCCUGCAGCAGACGGCGAUGCAACAGCAACUCAGCAUCUUCGGCGCCGCUGCAGCCGCACAUCCAGCACCGGCAGCGCGUCUCCUGGUAUGAGGAAUAGGGAGCUGCUGGAGGUGUCCCGUGGGCAUGUUUGUCCUCUGGCCGAUCAUCCGCUGUGUCUCUGCUCUGCACACAGACGCUCUGGGAGGCAGAAGAAAGACCGUCUAAAAUAAACUGACACCUACCACCAGCAGAAACCAAAACCGACUCACAAAAAAAGGGCAAAAAAAAGAAAGGACAAAGAAGAACCUCUCUUUCACCCUGCCCAACUCCUUCUCUGCUCCACUUCUGCUUCUCUGUCCUCAUUAGCGAGGGAGGUCAUGUCCCAGUCUGGAAAAGUCCUUCAUCUGUAUGUGGAAGUGAGGUCUGCCCCAGAUCAGAAUGCAGGAAAAGGGCCGUUUGGGGAGAGUGAAGGAGGGAUUGCUCAGGGGCAUUCGGUUCAGGACAGUCCUGCGGAGCUCCUCUCUCAGCUAGCAAACCAGACGACCUGCCAGACGGUCAGCAAGGCCUCCACGGCUCACCGCCUGGUUCAGGACUGCACACACAGCCAGUCUCCGUCUAAAAACUCUGUUAGCUUCCAGCUCCAGCAAGCUGGCAGCUCACCGACAGUUGCCAAGCGUUGGAGUUCGCCCGUCCACUCUUCACCAAAUUUGGGGAAGGUUCCUCACAUUCCUCCCAUCGGCCAGAGCGAUGGGAAGCGAUCUGUGGUCACCUUCAGUUACGUUGAAAAGUCGAAUGUAAAGACUUUGGACAGUCCACGAAACUCCGUGUGCGAGAGACGAACCAGAGAGGAACGAUCGACCCCUUCCCACGUCAGAAAACGCUUCAGCGACCCAGUUUGGUUUGGGAGUCCUGAUUCAUCGUGCAGCUCCAGUCCCAAGCUGACGUUCCAAUCUCCGGGAAGUCACCAGCAGACGUUCUCCCCCGGCCUUCGCCAGCCUCACCUGGACCCCAUCGGCAGGGCAGCUACCCAGAGGGCUGUGGAGGAGUUUGGCUCCCCAUUACUGAGGAUUAAACUGGCCCAUGCCCUCGAGCACACCUCAUCCUCACGCUACAACCAACAGCCACGCUGUCAGUCGUGGGCCGGGUCUCCUGUUCAGCGGCAGAACAUCAGCGUAAACCCCAAAGACCACCUCGCAGACAGGAGCCAGGCUAUUUGUGGGCUGCCUCGGAGCCCAGCGUCUGACCAACUGUCUUUCCAAUCCAGGCCUCAUUCCAGACCUGGGUCCUGUGCAGAACCCCAAAGCCCCCUUCACUGGUCGGGACAGGACAGAACUAUUGCAGGAAGUCCAGCCUCCAAAAGACACAGAACCUGCAACAGGAGCGCUUCACCACAGGGAGCGAUCCUACAACUUGGCAAUAACGGAGUCGAGGGUUUGAACCAGUUAAGCGACAGCAAAUCUUCGUCUCCAGCUCACAGCCCUGAAGUCGCCCGCAGGCUGGCGGAGGAGGCAACCAAAGUAUCGUCGAUUUUCACCGAGGCCAGGAGGUCCUCACUGCACAACGCUUUAGGCGAGCUCGCAAGCAGCUCAAACUCUGGAGAAUCAGCUCCAAAUGCACAACAGUUUAAGCAAAUGCUUAAGAUGAACAUCCCUUUAAACGACCAACCCACGCCAGCAACUGAAAACACAGACUCUCACCAGCCUGAAAACUCUGUCUUGCAGUCACAUGAGACGAACUCCCAUAUCAACAAUGACACACAGCAGGAGGACUGCAUUCAGAAAACCCAGCAUCAGAGCUCCGUCUUAUCAGCAGCUCAGAGUUCUCCUGCUCUUCCCUCACGUGUCCUUCGUCCUUCUCAUCCUCCCACUGAGUUCAGUUCUCCCAUCAGGGACCCCAGGCUUUUCCAGACUGAGCUCCGAGCUCCGGAUACCCCGACCCUGCACCGCCGACAGCCACCACAGUACACCGGAGACUCCUGGUCCCCGACUCUGGACCGAAGAGGAGACCUGAGCUGCUUUGAGAAAGGGGACUGCACUGAGCUUGCUCGCAGGCUCUUCAUUAAUCAGAGUGUUGAGGAGGCACCGGUCAGCUGGACUUCCAGACAGCAGUGGGGGGACCUCACGGAGAACAACCCGGGACGAAACCCUCAGCCUGAGUCCAACAGUGACCAAACUCCUGAUCAUCAACCCAGGCAGCGCCGCCGGCCGCUCAGCCCGACGGCUCAGCAGAAAAGGGCUGAGCAGAGGAGGAGGGAGAUCCUUCUUCUGGGUCCUGUGGUGCUCGACUCUGCAGAGGAGGAUGAGGGCUGCGAUGAGGAAGGACAGGGCAAUGAGGUGGAGGGAUACGGUGCUCCACAGAGGGUGGAAGAACCUGCAGAGGUGGAGCAGAAUGGAGCGAUGGGAGGUUCGUCCUCGCGGAGCUCCAGUGGGGUGACAGGAAGUUUGGGGGACAGGGACUGUGUUUCCCCAGAAUCCAGUCAGUCCAGUCACCAGAGCAACGAGACCGGAGCCGCCACCUCAGGAAUACAGACGGACAGCGGAUGUGCAGCUCCGGUUCCUUCGCUUCACUGUCAGAGGAUCGCACGAGCAAAGUGGGAGUUUUUAUUCGGGACUCCUGCUGAGGAGGCAGCCGGCAGGGGGGAGAAAAAUUCCCUGGAAGCCUCCACAGCGCCUCCUAGUGGUAACUCCAGCGAGUCUCCCACCCCGACUCCCCCGUCCUCCCUGCCGCUGCUGUCGGCUAACCACGAGGUGCAGCACGUGGAGGUGGAGCUGGUGACUCCUCCCCCGGCCGUCGUCGGGACGUCCCCCAAAACCGGCAUCAUCCGCCGGACGCUGAAAUAUUCGGAGACGGACCUGGACGCCGUCCCUCUGCGCUGCUACCGAGAGACGGACAUCGACGAGGUGCUGCUGGCCGAGCAGGACGACGCAGACUCAGCGUUCGGGAGCAACCGGAGCGUCCAGGGAACCUCCGGGACCGGCAGCAGCCCUCUGGGGGGGCUGGCUUAUCGGGAGGAGGUGGGAGAGAGAGGAGAGGGAAGGGAGGAGGAAGAAGAGGAAGAUGAGGAUGAUGAGGAGGAAGAGGAGGAGGAAAUGGUGAGCUGGGCCAGCGUCAGGAUGCAAGGAGACAGCAGGAAGCAGCAGCACGCAGCCGAGGAGGAACCGGAGGUGUUCGGACACCUUCUGAAGAGACCCAUGGAGACGUUUUUCGACAACCACCACCCGGCCCUGAAGUCCCCCAUCCUGGUGUCUGGGCCCCGCCUGGCCGCCGAGGACACCUUCAGCCGCCACUUUGAGAGCAUCAUGGAGUCGCACCGAGCCAAAGGGACGUCCUACAACAGCCUGGACUCCGAGGAGCUGCUGACCUCCAGCACUCAGACCGUCCUGACCUUCGAUCUGCCCACGCUGACCCCGGCCAUCCACGGCCCGGUGUGUCAGAGCGCCCGGCAGAUCGUCCAGCUCAGCUUCGCCCCGCUGGCUCACGACGAGAGGCCCAGUCUGUCUGAUUCCAUCUUCACGGUGACGGGGGACUCCGACGCCACCAGAGCGCCGUCCAGCGAGAGGCUGAGCAGCGGUUCGGACGAUACGCCGCCCAGAGGACAAGAGUGUUCACAGCUGGGCAGCAGCUGGUACAGCAACCCCACGUUCUCCUUACCCAGCAGGGAAAAGGCCCGUCUGGCGACAGACUCGGAGCUGGACCAGGACCUCAGCGACCGGCUGGGUCUGGGCAGCAGCGACACCCUCACCAACGGCAGCCACCGGGCCGACGUGGCGGCCGCCAAACGCCUCGCCAAACGUCUCUUCAACCUGGACGGCUUCAGGAAGUCCGAUGUGGCGCGACACCUCAGCAAGAAUAAUGACUUCAGCCGCAUGGUUGCAGAAGAAUAUCUGAGUUUCUUCAACUUCACAGGCCUCGCUCUUGACCAAGCACUGCGGACUUUCCUCAGGCAGUUCGCUCUGAUGGGGGAGACUCAGGAGAGGGAGAGGGUGCUGUCACACUUUUCUAGGCGUUACUUGGACUGCAACCCUAAAGUCAUGCCAUCAGAAGAUGCAGUCCACACGCUCACCUGUGCCCUAAUGCUGCUCAACACUGAUCUUCACGGUCAGAACAUCGGCAAGAGGAUGUCGUGCACGCAGUUCAUCGGCAACCUGGAGGGACUGAACGACGGCCAAGAUUUCUCCAAAGAUCUGCUCAAAGCUCUUUACAACUCCAUCAAGAAUCAGAAGCUGCAAUGGACACUAGACGAGGAAGAGCUGCGGAAGUCGUUUUCGGAGCUCGGGGACAGUCUGUGCGAGUCCAACACCUCCAGGUCCAUGAAGAGGGUCGGCAGCAGCGGGAAGCCCCUGUCCGACGAGACGGAGCCGUCGGGAACGCUGCUCUACAAGAACGGCUUCCUGGUCCGGAAAGUCCACGCCGACUCCGACGGGAAGAGAACACCGAGAGGGAAACGAGGCUGGAAGACUUUCUACGCCAUCCUAAAAGGGCUCAUUCUCUACCUGCAGAAAGGCGAGUACAGGCCUGACAAGCAGCUGUCAGACGAGGACCUGAAGAACGCCGUUUCCAUCCAUCACUCUCUGGCCAUGAAGGCUUCCGACUACAGCAAGAGACCCAACGUUUUCUACCUGAGGACCGCCGACUGGAGGGUUUAUCUCUUCCAGGCACCGAACGCGGAGCAGAUGCAGUCCUGGAUCACUCGCAUCAACACGGUGGCCGCCAUGUUCUCAGCUCCUCCCUUCCCGGCCGCCAUCGGAUCCCAGAAGAAGUUCAGCCGACCGCUGCUGCCGGGGACCACGUCCAAACUGACCGAGGAGGAGCAGGUCAGAUCCCAUGAAACGAGAUUCAGAGCUAUUUCCACCGAGCUGGCCGAGCUGCGAUCGUUUCCUCCCGACCGUAAGGUGAAAGGCCGCGAGCUGGAGGAGUACCGGCAGCGAGACGAGUACCUGGACUUUGAGAAAACUCGAUACGGGACUUACGUGAUGCUGCUUCGAGCUAAGAUCCGGAGCGGCGAGGACGACCUGUCGGUGUUCGAGUCUCAGCUCCUGGAGGACAACGGCCUGCAGAGGGCGCACUCCAGCCCCACGCUGCAGGACAGCAGCCAGGCCAGCCUGGCCAGCAGCACCAGGGACGGAGGCAACAGCAGCAAAGCCAGCGGCUGCAGCGGCACCAAGCCUCGGCAGGAAGGCCAGAGACACAGCUACCGGCAGGCCGUGAAGAAGUGAGGCGGGGCGGGGGGCCGGGAGCGGCACGGCGUUGCACUGCCAGCAUCAGGCCGUCUCCCUGCACCGGCUUUUAUUUGAGAUCCAGGAGGGUUUGGAGCUCUGCUUGAAAGGGGGAGCAGGAGUGAGGGUCUGACCCCACGCCCUCCCCCGACCACGACGCCCCACCCGGCACCCCAAUCUUCUCAUUCAACAGAGGAGGUGCAGAUCCUGUGACUGGCAGAGCGGCUGGAAGCAGCAGCGAGGUGCAGGAGGUCACAGGUCUGCAGGGAUGAAGGUGUCUUUAGGAACUGGGAGCAGCAACAGACUGAGCUGAGCAGCCUCACCACGAGCUGCAGACGGAUGACCGGGGCUCCACAGGGGCCCUCAUCCACCAUCCUUUCCUCCCCUUUCGUUCUUUCGAGGCACCUCACAUUCUCCCGCCUUUUUUUUCGUGACCUUGCACUCUGUUUUUUCGGGACCAAACACGUUUACACACUUGAACUUUGUCAUCGCAUCGCAGCCGGCUGACUGCGGACUGAUCGCCGGCUCACAUUCCAGCUCCUUUCUUUUGCCACAUCACCACGGUGUGUUCACAUUCCACACAGGAGCCGGAAGUUACAGCUUUUUUAGCUUCUCUGCGUUUCGCCUGAAGGCGGCGUCAGGUUGAAAGAGUUGCGGCUGCAGCAGACGUGCAGCUCGUCUCUCUUCCGUUAGCGGACGUUACAGACUCUGAUAUGCAGCGACAGAACUGCGUCUCACAGACAGAGGCUGUGGUUCUGUUUUUGUUCCGUUUUUCUUUGCUCUACUCGAACAUCUCUUUCCCAGUUUGCUUUGCUUCUUGUCCCGUGACGUGCUUCUGUUCUCUUUCUGCUUCUUGGCCGAAUGUUGUUUUCUGCAGUGAUCCGCAUGCCUGCAUCCAGCGCAGCUUCUUUUAGGGCCUUUUUGCUACUUUGAGCGCAGCACCAAAUCAAUUGUUCUGCGGGGGGUCGUUUCACAUCUUUCUCCUCAUGCCGGUGCCAUAACCCAACCAUCUUCUGUCUGUACUUCUAGCCGCUCAUUUCUACUGUAAACCCUGUGUUGACACUCACCGGGCAGACCCUGAAUGUCGUUGUUUUCUCUGUAUUUUUACGGUAUUUUACAGUCAUUUGUUGUCGUCGAGCCUCCUGUGUGUGUCAAGUGUACGAUGAAAUAUGAUAUUGAAGAUGUAAAAGGAAAUAUGUUACCCAUACUCUUUGUAAACACCCAGGAUAUGUUGUAUAUAACGCACCACCUGCUUAUAUUGUAGGAUUCAUGACGGUAUAUUUACAAUAUAUUCAGCACACUGACGUGACGAUGCAUUACAGGUACACUUAUCUUCGUGUAAGUCCCGCAACAUGAUAAUCACGUGUUGUUUUUUUAUUAUUUAAUAUGAAUAUUAUAGUAUGUACCUAUCAAAGAUUAGUAAAAGGUGUUUUUGGCAGGUUUGCGCAGGAAAUAAUCCAAAGACAGCGCAUGGUUUGCUACGAGCAUGAUUUUAGUCGGAUCGGGGCUGAUUCUGUUCUUAAAGAUGCAUGAAAAAGGGUGAGGAAUGUAUAAGUGUGUUUUCAGGGGGAUGGACUGGUCUAGAAUAUGGAACCACGUAAUGUUUGGUAGCCAUACACCUCAUAGCAUUAUCGAUGCAUAGCCAUUUUCUACUCAGGCUUUAAAAAAGAAAAAAAAAAACACACACUUACACCUUUGAGCGGCUGCAGCGCCAGCGUUCAACCAGCAGGGAGAGCUGUCAACAUUUCAGCCAUAAUCACACCUGCUGCACCUGCAGUCGAUAUGCACGGCGUCGUUGGCCUAAAGGGGCGACGCAGGGCUAAAGAACUACUAAAAAAACCAACGAGACAGCACCUGUUUGUUUUUACCUGCGGAUGUGGAGUGUGUUUGCGUGUUGGGAGUGUGUGUCGGCGUGUGCAUGCUGGGAACUGCGCUGGUUCGUUCACUUUGGGUUUGUCGUCGUCCAGCAGCAGCUCCCCGUGUCGUCGUAGUUUAAAUUUGUACAGUUUCUAGCACAGACGGCUGAAUAUUCAGGCUUCAGCGUAGCGAAGUGUUCGUCUGUCAGUCGUGUUCCUGCUGCAGUGUGGAGCUCAAACAUUAAUCUGACAGUGUUUUCGCCUUCGUCUGGGUCAUUUUAAAGCAAAAAAUCUCAAACAUUCUCAGCUCCAGCUUCUCCAUCAUGAGGGUCAGUUUAUAACUGAGAGACUUUUGAAGUUGAAAAUUGUCCAAAUUGACUCAAAACUCGUCCAAAAUCACUUGAAAAUUAGUGAUUGUUAUAUACAAAGACUCAAAAAUGGUGCAAAAUGAUGAGAAAUGAUCGUCGUCAUGACAUAAAACUUGUUAAAAAUGACUCAAAAAUUGUCUGAAUCAAUGUAUAAUUUAGGGUCUUUUGAAGUCCAUGGCGUAUAUCUGCAUACAUUUUUAUUAAAAGUAAAAAGUAAUGUUUUCUAAGUUCAUUAUGAUCACGUCUUUACAAAUUCCAUCAUUAUUUAUUAUGAAAACAAUCACUUAUUAAUGAAAAAUGACUGGAUAUCCCUAAAAUGUUCACUAAAUAACCGUCCGUAUUUAAAAACAACCACCUUCUAAUGAGCUAAACAAUAAUAAAAUGAGCUGAAUCAGAAAUAGUUUGGAUUGUGUUCUUUUUCUUAAGUUGAGAUGACUCAAAGUUUGACAAAAAUGACUCAAAAUUGUCCAAAAUGACUUAAAAAUUAUCCAUAAUUACAGAAAAUUAGUCCAGGAUGACAUGAAAUUUGUCCUAAAUGUUAUGAAAAUUAUUCCAAAGACACAAAAAUGAUGAGAAACGAUCCAAGCUGACAUUAAAACUAAUUGAAAAUGACUCAAAGCUUGUCCAAAAUGACUUGAAAAUGAUCCAUAAUUACAGAAAAUUAGUCCAGAAUGACAUGAAAAUCAUCGCAUGUCAACAGGUUUACUGCAAUGUCUUUAUAAAUGACUUUCAAUUUAAAUUUCACUAACUGUACGUAUAAUAUUUAGAAGAAUCUUUCUCUAAAAUGCCGUGUGGUGUUUGGUUAUAGAUGCUGAUUUUAGGCCUGAAAACGGCAAAAAUGUCGACUCUGAUACAAAAAGUCCUGCGGUUAUAUGCUGACCCAUGAGGAUUUAUUUCUAUUUAUUGUCUUGUGUGACGCUGAAACUGACUUUCUUUGGGCUGUUUGUCAGUAGAGCAGCAACGAUUAAUCGAUUAAUCGAUUAGUUGUCAGCUAAUUCAUUUUUUAAGCUAAAAAGUCUAAAUUCCAUGAUUCCAGCUUCUUAAAUCUGAUUAUUUUACGGUUUAUUUCCUCUUCUGUGACAACAAACUGAUUCUCUUCAUUUGGGGCUUUUGAUUUUCACCGUUUUCUAGACCAAACUAAUCGAUUAAUCGGGAAAACACUCAAUCAUUAGACUAAUCAUUGGUUGCAGUCCUGUUCGUCGGACAAAAUAAUAAUUCAAAGACAUUUCCGAUGCUGUUUCUUCAUCAGUAAUGAAAGUAACGGCUUAUUUUCAUCUCAUCUUCAGCUUUUCUUGUCUGCUCUUCCCACUUUUUCUUUUUUUUUUCUCCUCCGUGGCUCACUCUGGUGUUUUUAAAAAGGUUCAUGUGUAUAUUGUUGCCAUAACUGACGCCCUGUACCUUUUAGCGGUUAUGUAACUUGACUUUACGGUUGUGUAUUUAUUAAUAGUGUUUGACUCUGCUGUUUAUAAUGUCAGAAAGCAGCCAGACUCACGUUGAGCUCCUCAGCGUUCACUUACACAGAACUCUCAUGCCAAUAUUGCGUAAAUGUAAAAGCACUUCUCAGAUUUUUCAGCCUGGAAACUCACAUUUAUUAUAAUUUCACUCCUAACAAGCUCUCGUCCGUGUUGCUUUUGGACUGAAAGUAACAUCUCUGUGCACGUUUUCAUCGUUUUAGUUUAAAACAUUUCACGAGGAGCCGCCUGCAGCUGCUCUGAAGCGUUCAGUCAUCUUCAGGUUUACAGAAAAGUCACAUUUCUACUUUGUUUUGCUGCUUCCGGCAUCCAGAAGUCAUCAGUUAAUUUACAGCUAUUUUGUCAAUCGAUUUAGCUCUGCAGUCUUUAAGCAAAACAAAACCACUCAGAUGUUUUUUCUUUUCUUUAUUCCUGCAGGAAAUCAGUUUGGAUUGUAAAGAUUUUACACCAAUAUUUAUGUAAUUUGUUGCAAAAGUAUGGGAUUUUCCCCUUAAAGUCCUAAAAGAUAAGAUUCUUCAGUUUAAUGUACACAAGAUAAAAGAUUAUAUUCAUGUCUCAGAUCAGCCACAUUAAAGCCACAGGCAGGUGAAGUAAAUAUCAUGGAUUAUUUAAGAUUUAAGAGAUUAAAGAAGCCUUUAUCAUCAAUACACAUGAAAAUACAGUGAAAUUCUGCUGCCAAUCUCUGACAGUAGCGGCAUGAAUCGUAGUGGACACUUCAUAGGAAAACAUCAGAGUAUGUAUAUGUAAAUAUAGAUAAAAUAUCAGAUUAUAAUACAGUUUUCUGCUGGAAACCUUGAGUCCUGCACCCACUAAAAUAUUCUUUAGUCUCGUCCCAACAGAAGAAGCCCUCUUUAGCUGAAAUAAUCUGCCCUGCUAAACUGCUAAACUGCACAGGAACGGCUCGAGGAACACGACCAAGAGCCUCCGAACUCCCCAGAUCACAGUCCAGGAACGAGUCCGCUCCACGGAGGGCGAAUGAACUGAACAGGAUCACAGCCAGAAGUCCUGUGUCCGUGUUUCAGCAGGUCAGAGCUGUUUUAGCUGCACACCGUAUUAAACAGGUGGUUUUAAUGUUGUGGCUCGUCGGUGUGACUCCUGCACACAAUAUCACAUCAAUAACUUGUCUGUGAAAGUAUUUAAUAUCAUGUUUAAAGGCCAGAUUAACUCGUUAGCUUUGAAAUCAGCUGACUGGUUCAUCUGGGGCUCUUGGGGCAAAAAAUUAGUCAAAAAUUACAUAAAUCACCGACUGAUUUGACAGUUAAAUAAUUGGUUUCAGUCAUUUUUAACUUAAAGAAAUAGCUAGAUUCUUUGAUUUCAGCUUCUUAAAUGUGAUUAUUUUCCACUUUCUUUCCUUCUCUAUAACAGUAUAUUAAAUAUUUGUCAUCUUAGGCUUUAGGAAUCAAUAUUUUUCUCUAUUUUCUGAUUUUUUAACGACCAAUUAAUAAUCACAAAUAAUCAUUUGUUGCAGCCAGAUUGUUCAUUUCACAUACGGCGACAUUACAACCGUGGUUUUGGCUCUCAGAACAGGUCAAACCUCAGCGCUGGGUUUAAUUUCUGGCACGAAAAGCUAAUUUAAAGUGAACCAAAACUAAACCACACGUCAGCAGCAUUUUAAUAACACAGAAAACAGGGUCGAGCUUCAAAGUUCAGUGUUAAACACAAGAUUUUACACUGAAAUUACAGAAGUAGUCCCUCACAGAAUAAGGCAUAUCAUUUAAAGGGUAAAUGAUUACGUUUUUAUUUGAUGAAACGUAGAAAAUAAAAUCUGAAAUCUAACAUUCUGAAGAAAAAACUGCGUUAAAGUCGACCGCAGAGAGUUUAUUAAACAGGUAGACAUUAAAAUACAUAAAAAUUAAAAAUGAAAGGGUUCAUUUUAAGCCUAAAAGUGUUAAAUUUGUGAGUUCAGAUACCAGUGUGACGAGUAAAUAAUGCAGAUUACUUAUUAAUUAUAACGAUAUUCUGAUAUAAGAUCCAAAAAGCGACUAAAUCAAACCAUGUAAAGAGAGAACAUCCAUUGAUUGCUGUUCUUUAAGCCUCCCUCCGCUACAGAUGGAUGUCUAAGAACAGAAAAGCAGCUCUCCAGAGCCUCUGAGGUCCAUCCUUCCUCCUCUCUCGUGUUGUCACCCAUCGCUUCCAUCAAAGAGCAGCUGCUGGGUCUCCGGUUAGCGUGGAAAUGUCUGGUUCCCGUGGCGACGGCGAAGCUGUCAGACGCAGGAAACGCUCCUUUAAACUGCUCCCAUCAUUCUGAAUGUAAAUAAAGCAUGAGAUACUACGGCCUGCUUUCAUUUCUACUACGGUUAGAGGGUUUAUAUAUAAGGUAGGUUGACGUUUUGUUCCUGUCCUUGAGCUCAUGGUCAUUUUUCUUUCUUUUUCUUUCUUUUUUUCUUAUUUUCUAUCAAUGUGAAUGAUAUUUAAAGCUGUCGUUGUGUUUUAGAGAAUCGAGCCAGCUCAUAUGAACUCUUUUUACACGUUAGGAGGUUCUGAUGUGAUCCAUCUCAGUGUUUUUUAGAGCGGUGCGGGUAAAGGCGACGUCCGUUUGAUGCUAAACAUUACAGUGAGCUAUGUGUGUCACUGCCUUGUUGAAAACUCACCAAUGGAAAAAUGUUGUUUGUUGAGCCUCUCGUUCCGGGAGGCGCGGAAGAUCAAAAAUAAAAGUGUUUUGAAAGGUU
Acanthochromis polyacanthus (spiny chromis) is the source of this 12060-nucleotide messenger RNA. RefSeq names its product PH and SEC7 domain-containing protein 1-like. The record is from RefSeq and is a predicted model, not a curated record. Gene Ontology annotation, molecular function: guanyl-nucleotide exchange factor activity; phospholipid binding; protein binding. Bases 857 to 5695 code for a protein of 1612 amino acids. Lineage: Eukaryota; Metazoa; Chordata; Actinopteri; Pomacentridae. Gene Ontology annotation, biological process: regulation of ARF protein signal transduction. The transcript is spliced from 17 exons.